AAUAUUCUAAAAAUUAAUUGAGAACUAAACUUCAAACAAUGUUAAAUCCUAAAACAAGAAAUCUAAAUUGUCUAUAAUGGAAAGGGAAUCUCACUACUCAGACAAAGGGGUCACUUUCCUCGCACUUAAAGCAGGGCAUGGGAUUCAUUUCAAGCACUAGGAAGCACAACACUUCCAUGGGUUUGCUCUUGGUCUUCUUCCCUGAAGAUCAUAACAAAGGAACCAAUCCCGUUCUGGAUAGAGAAGUCGCCGCCGCCGGUAACUUCUCUUCUUCUUCUCCAGCCACGGCGAGAGUCAUCAGGAGGACGAAUUCUUCCAGCCUUCUUUUCACCAAAGCUCAAUCCACAAUCUCAAUUUGUGUUUUCUUGGUUUUCGUUACUCUUCUUGUUUUUACCCUCUCCACUUUUGAACCUGCCAUUCCCAUCCCCACCACCGUAUCUGCCUCCACCUCUCGGAGAUUCCUGACCCAGAAAUUCUUACUCACCAAGCCCGAUUCUCCUUCUUUCUCUUCCUUUUGGGUGUCUAAAUUGUCCCGGGUCAAGUUCAGAACCACGCCGUAUGUCAAGAAGCAGAGCAGUUGGAUUUCUUCGUUUGCAUUGCAGGGGAUGGGUACUCUGUUUCGGCGCGGAACCAGAGCAAUGAACAACCUUGUGGUGACCCAUGUCUCCGAAGACGUGACGGAAGACGAACUCCGGCUGUUUCUGAGGUCAUUGCAUCGGUCCGGCGUCACUGCGAAAUCCGACGUUGUAUUUAUCUUCGGUUCAUCGUCGUCCGCGAAAUUCUACUCUGUUGUUCAGGAGGAGAAUGAUUCGUUUCUGAAGCUCCUUGACCCUCACAAAAAGUCUGUCAAUUCGACUCGUGACUCAGUAUUCAGUUUCGAUGUGACUCACUUUGUGAAAUCCGGGAAGAAAGAUGUCGGAGAGCCAUUGUGGGGAAAGAAAAUUCGAGGGAAUUACAGUGAUUUCAGUAAAGGUGAGACCGAGUCAACUCGGUUGAGUUAUGGAUCGGUUCUGGGGUUCGAGACCAACGAGUUGGACCCGGAGAACUCGCUGUCCGGGUUUUUAGGUCAUGUUCCGAUGAGUUUAAGAAGAUGGGCUUGUUACCCAAUGCUACUCGGCCGAGUCAGGCGCAAUUUCAAGCAUAUAAUGUUAGUGGAUGUUAAAAAUAUGCUAAUAACCGGUGACCCACUCGGACGACUCAAGAGCGGGAGUCCCGAGUCAGUUUUUUUAUUGGCGGCCAAACAAGGAGGAAAUAAGCAUAGCAAGAAAAACCCGGAGAAAACUCAGUCUAACUACUCAGUAAACUCAGCGAUUCUCAUGGGCGGAACUCGGGGCAUUCGGAGACUAUCCAUUGCAAUGCUUACCGAAAUCGUUCGAGCUGCCAUACAGCACAAGAAGAAGAAUUCAAUCUCUGAGUCAGGAAUUUUGAGUCAACUCGUCGGCAACCAGCACUUGUUAAAGAAUGUCAACGUUGUCAGAGCCGCCGAGUCGAUCCCAGAUGCGAGUUCACUCACUGGGUCAAGGUCCAAGUCGAGCAUGGAUUAUUCCAUAAUCCAACGCGGUAAUAGUAAUGGCAAUGAAAUUAAUUCUAUGAUUAAGAAGCAAAUCUGUUCAUGUGAAGUAGAUUCUUCCUCUGUUUAUAGAGAUUGUUAGCAAAUACCCCAAUAAAAAAAAAAAAAAAAAGAAGAUAGGGCAAAUGAAAAAAUUUUUUAUUU
Rubroshorea leprosula is the source of this 1714-nucleotide messenger RNA. The record is from the annotation of a GenBank genome assembly. NCBI's taxonomy places the organism in Eukaryota, Viridiplantae, Streptophyta, Magnoliopsida, Malvales, Dipterocarpaceae.